AUGAUUUUCAUGUUCUUUGAAGCACUUGAGAGCUGUUACUGCAGAGGAGCUGUGUUAAUUCCUCCUUUAUCUUUGUUUUCUCCUUCUCUCCUCCCCCGCAUAAAUCUUUUUCUCCUGCUCUCUCUGUGUCUCACCCUCUCUCUCUCUCUCUCUCUCUCCAACUUUCUCACAACCGGAGAACGACCUCGGUCCGGAUUUUCUCACAACCGAACGGGAACCAGAGGGCGAUCUCGAUCUCGACUUUCUCACAACCGGAGAACAACCCCGGUCCGCAUUUUGUCACAACCGGAUGGUAACCAGAGGGCGACCUCGUUCUCGGCCUUCUCACCGCCAGAUACACAACCAAAUAUCGACAUUAACAGUUGCGUCAACAAGUUCAGGGGAGGUGAUUGUAAUUACCAAACUUCAAGGAAGAUUUCAGCAACAGGUUCUGCUCAGUCUUCGUGUUCAACUCAAACUUUCUCCGGUAACCGAGUCUUCACUUCAUGCAACGAUCUUCCCGUUUUGAACUCCUUCAUUCACUGGAACUACGAACAAUCUUCACAGAGGAUUGAGAUUGCAUAUCGGCACACCGGGACUACGACUUCAAGAUGGUUUGCUUGGGCCAUCAACCCAACUUCCACCGGCAUGGCUGGCUCUCAGGCGUUCGUUGCUUACCGGCGUAAUGAUGGAAAGGUUAUGGCUUACACCUCUCCCAUAACCAGUUACGGGACUCAGUUGCAGCCGGGAAAUCUUAGCUUUCCGGUCUACAACAUCUCUGCACAGUUUGCAGACAAUGAGAUGAUGAUUUUUGCAACUCUAGAGCUUCCAGGCAACACAACCAGUGUGAAUCAGGUUUGGCAAGAGGGCCCACUUCUGGACAACAUACCUGGGCCUCAUUCUUUUUCUGGAGACAAUCUCAGAUCAAUGGGUACCCUGAAUUUCUCAUCAGCCCAAACAAUCAUGAGGAGAGGAAGGGAUUCAAGAGAGGUAUGGAAGAUAGUUCAUGGAGUUGUAAAUGCAGUGACAUGGGGUACCAUGAUGCCCAUGGGUGCCAUGAUAGCGAGAUACAUGAAAGUUUUCAAGUCUGCAGACCCACUUUGGUUUUACUUGCAUGUUGGCUGCCAGAUUUCAGCCUACAUCAUUGGUGUUGGAGGAUGGGUGAGCGGCCUCGUACUUGGGAGCAAAUCUCCUGGAAUUCAGUACAGCGCCCACCGGUAUAUCGGCAUUGUUCUGUUUUGCCUUGGAAUGCUUCAGGCAUUUGCGCUGAAGCUGCGGCCAAAGAAAGAUCACAGGUACCGAUUCUUAUGGAACAUAUACCACCAUGUGUGUGGGUACAGCACCAUUGUGUUGAGCAUUGUCAACGUGUUCAAAGGCUUAGAGAUUUUGGGUGCUGGUCAGAAGUGGAAGUUUGUUUACGCUGGUGUCAUUGCUACAUUGGGCGCCAUUGCGUUGGGGUUGGAGUGCAUUACUUGGUACAUAGUUCUGAGAAGGAGGGCCAAGUGCUCUGAUGAGUCUCUCCAUAGCACCAAAGUGGCAAAAGGGGUGGAAGGAUUUAUGUCUAAUUCUGAAGAAGUGUAAAUAGAGAAGAGCAAGGCUUGUUUGUUAUUUGUAUAUGUACAGAACACAGUAUAUGUUAAAUGUUUUUAUUUGGUU
Messenger RNA from Nelumbo nucifera (sacred lotus), 1635 nucleotides. The record is from RefSeq and is a predicted model, not a curated record. Lineage: Eukaryota; Viridiplantae; Streptophyta; Magnoliopsida; Proteales; Nelumbonaceae.